AUGAAUAAAGAGAGUGACAUAUUGAGCCGAGUGGCUGCUGGAAGUGCUGCUGCUGUCUUCCAAACUACAGUAUCAUAUCCAUUUGAGUUUCUAAAAACUGGUUUACAACUGCACAGAUCUCUUCCGGGAGCUCCUGUGUUUAAUAUGAUGUACCCAUUGAAAGUGUACUUUGCCGGGUGCUCUGCUUUGAACGUUGGAGCCCUCUUCAAGACGUUUGUGCGGUUUACUACGUUUGAAAAGGCUUGCCAGCUGAUGAGGGACCCUAGUUUACCUGCUACAGCAGCGCUUUCAGGCCCCAGAUUACUAGUGGCUGGUACUAUAACUGGCUUCAUGGAAAGUCUGUGGAUCGUUCCUUUUGAAAACGUUAAAGUUGCAAUGAUUGAAAAUGCUUUGUUCCACUCCAAUGGAUCCCAGACAAUUGCCAAACCUGCCGUCGAUAAAUUGUCAGCGACCUCGUCGACUAGGCCCACUUUCCAUAAGUCGGUACCUCAAUUGACUGCAAGAGAGAUUGCGUUACAGAAAUAUGCCAAAAAUCCCCCACUGCACUUCUUCCCAACUAUCAAGGAAAUAUACUUGACGAGAGGGCUACGAGGAUUUGUACAGGGCACUAUGCCCACAAUAUUUAGACAGGUUGGUAAUUCGGCUGUCCGCUUCACGACAUACACGACUCUGAAGCAAUUGGUUUCGCCCAACAAGGCGCUGAACGAAUAUUAUGCUUUCGGCCUUGGUGUGGUAUCCUCAUGUGCGGUGGUGGCGCUAACGCAGCCCAUUGAUGUGAUAAAGACUAGGAUGCAGAGUAAGCACAGGUGGACAACAUAUAAGAACUCUCUAAAUUGUGCUUAUAGAAUAUUUGUGGAAGAGGGUUUUACUAAAUUUUGGAAAGGUUGGACACCGCGAUUAUUUAAAGUGGGACUCUCAGGUGGUGUCUCAUUUGGUAUUUAUCAGUACGUAGAGAACCUCGUCGCACUAAUGAGACAUGAGGGCUAUCUAAAGUAA
Molecule: messenger RNA, 996 nt
Organism: Torulaspora delbrueckii
Lineage: Eukaryota; Fungi; Ascomycota; Saccharomycetes; Saccharomycetales; Saccharomycetaceae
Gene: MRX20
Product: Mrx20p
Exons: 2
Coding region: 1-996 (331 amino acids)
Biological process (GO): mitochondrial citrate transmembrane transport
Source: RefSeq, a predicted model, not a curated record